AUGACCAGCUGGUUGUUCUCGGUGCCUGGGCUUUACCAGCACCUGAUCACCACUGGCCAAUACCCGGUGGCUAGUCAGUUCCGCCCGGCGCCGUACCCCAACAACGUCGGCUUUGCGACGCUCUUCCAGAUGGCGCGCUGGUACGCUUUGCGCGGCGUCACCGUGCUGAUGGCGGACCGGUACAUGCUGCUCGCGCGGCGCAACUGCAACGAGCGUGGAGGCCGCGAGGUAACCGACAACUCGCCCUUCACGGAUGGUGGACCCAACAGCAUCACUGAUGUUGGGUAUGUACCCAACAACAUGGUGUUGGGGCCUAUCGACGAGAGUGACACGUCGCUCAUGGUGAUGCCCGGCACAAUCGUCGCUGACCAUCCCAUGCAGGUCGAGCCCGACAAUGUUCCUGCGCCCACCGUCGCGCCUACCACCACGGAUGCUCCGCCCGUGUCGGCUACCUCGGCGGCUCCAAUUGCCGAGGAGGUUGCUCCUCCCCCAUACAGCCCCACCAGGCCUAUGGAGGACGUCCAGGGCACGGCGGACGCUGCGUCUGUCGGGUCCCGGGUGCCAUCCCCGGCGCCUCGAUCAUCGGCGGGGUCGGGGUCCAGUCACGCCAGCUCCCCCACCCACGUCCUCUCUCCCGCAUCCGCAUAA
Trametes versicolor FP-101664 SS1 is the source of this 648-nucleotide messenger RNA. RefSeq lists its product as uncharacterized. The record is from RefSeq and is a predicted model, not a curated record. Bases 1 to 648 code for a protein of 215 amino acids. The transcript has a single exon. Lineage: Eukaryota; Fungi; Basidiomycota; Agaricomycetes; Polyporales; Polyporaceae.